AAAGGAGAUUAUAUCCAUAAGACCAGUUCAUUUAGACAUAUGAUUACCAAGGGAGGACUCUAUCCUCCAGAACCAAAUCGCUACCACCUCUAUGUCUCGUUGGCACGUCCAUGGGCUCAUAGAACGAUUAUUGUUCGUAGACUGAAAGGUCUUAGACAAAUAAUUGGUAUGACUAUUCUUGAUUACUUCCUCAGCUCUGAGGGUUGGCACUUCUCUGAGAGGGAAGGUUGUGAUUUGGACCCGAUAAACAACUACACCUACUUGAGCCAAGUGUACCAUCACGCUAAUCCUCUCUAUGAAGGUAGAUAUACUGUGCCUGUACUAUGGGACAAGAAAACAUCGACAAUUGUUAACAACGACUCUGGUGAUAUAAUUCUUAUGUUGAACUCUGAGUUCAAUCAAUGGUCCACCAACCCAUCACUUGAUCUUGCACCUCGAGAGCUCUUACCCAUCAUUGAUGAGACCAACUCCUACAUUGACGAUAUCAACAAUGGUGUAUACCGAUGUGGCUUUGCUGCAGACCAACAAGCUUACGAAACUGCUUUUAGGAAUGUAUAUUCUGCUUUGGAUGUCUUGGAGGCUCGCCUAUCAAAGACUAGAUGGUUGGUCAGUGACAGACUGACUGAGGCAGAAAUUAGACUAUUCACUACCUUGAUCAGAUUUGACAUUGUGUACUACGGUCACUUCAAGGUCAACAAAAGAAUGAUCAAGGACUACCCUGCCUUGAGUAACUACCUACGCGUCCUCUACCAGAACGAGGCUAUCAAACCCACCGUAAACUUCUACCACAUCAAACAUUGCUACUACGAGUCUCAAAGAUCAAUCAACCCUUCUGGAAUUGUGCCCAUUGGUCCAGAGUCAACUAAAACUAAUAUUUACUUUUACAAUGUCUUGAUCAAUAAU
Molecule: messenger RNA, 903 nt
Organism: Acytostelium subglobosum LB1
Lineage: Eukaryota; Evosea; Eumycetozoa; Acytosteliales; Acytosteliaceae
Exons: 3
Cellular component (GO): cytoplasm
Molecular function (GO): glutathione transferase activity
Source: RefSeq, a predicted model, not a curated record